Molecule: messenger RNA, 7740 nt
Organism: Scylla paramamosain (green mud crab)
Lineage: Eukaryota; Metazoa; Arthropoda; Malacostraca; Decapoda; Portunidae
Product: mucin-22-like
Exons: 6
Coding region: 2818-7233 (1471 amino acids)
Cellular component (GO): extracellular region
Molecular function (GO): chitin binding
Source: RefSeq, a predicted model, not a curated record
UUCACUUACCAACAUUAACUUUUCUAAGCACUACUAAGACUUCUUAAUCAGUUCAGUUACCUUAUCCUCCUUCUUCCCUUCAUACUACAUUAUUACUCGGCUUGUCUUCCUUUCAUGCUUCUCAGAACCCUUAACAUUUUACAGCAUGCGGCUCUUCCCUUCUACACCUGCCGGCCACCUGUCAGUCCACGUGUCCCACACAUAUUUGCUCACUGUCCUCAUUAGUUCAGGUUCCUCCCUCGGGCGUUUACUCAGGUCUCUAUCAUCUCUCGCCCUCCUUUCCUUAUACUCAUCACUAUCUGCAUAUAAAGAUGUCUUCACCUCCGUUACGUAUUUGUGAUGUUACUCUCUCUCCUGUUAUUUCUUGUUCUCGUUUCUAUUUUUUCUCUAUCUUCCUCCUUCUCUUUCUUCUUUCACUCGUCCAUCUUCCUCUUUAUCACUCGUGUCUUUAUUCUGUCGCUGAAGGUAAAAUUUAAUCUUGCUCUCUAAGUACGAGUUAUGGCCUGGUCUUGUUCUCUGGUUCAGUUUCAUCUUUCGAUUAAAUUCAUCUAUUAUUCUCUUUAAGCCUCCCAUCUUUGUUCUCCGGCUGCUGAUAAAUGUUUCAAUGUGACCUUCUCAUCCUUCUUUCAUCUAUUUUUUUUCUUCAUUCCUUCUUUCUUUCGCACAAAUUCACCCGCCCUCCUAAUUAUCCCUCCAAUCUUUGUUUCCUCGCCAAAGAUAAAAGCUUAGUCCUAUUUAGUUUCAGCACAAGUCAGUUCCUUAAUUUAUUCCUCUCCUCUUCCUCCUUUCGUUCAAACUCACCCAUCCUUCCAUUUUAUCCUCCCAUAUCCGUCUAUUCACCACAAAAAAUGUAGUCCCGUGACUGGUGCAGAUUACGAUCAGAGCUGGCGUAGUGAAGAUACCUGAAUUUCUUUGACCUUCUGGCAACGAGGGGGCGAAACAACACACCAUACACAACAACACUCGAUCGCUUCCCAGUAUAACGAAAGCAAGAUUACACGGCUUAUCCGGAACGAAGCUGACUUAUCCGGGAGGAGGAGAAAGCGGACUAAGGAUAAAGAAAAAUAAAAGAAACAAGGAAACUACCACAAAACUCCCUUCCCGGCCGCUAAUAGUGGUUCCUCUCCCCUUCUGAAACUUGAGGAGAAGUGGUGGGGUAACUGUGUGUCCCCGUAACCUAGUUGAAAGUGACGGAGGGCGUGGGGUGCCCCGUCAGGGUAGUAAACGAGGGAGCUUGUGUGUAUAGAGAGACCAGUGGACAGUGUCUCGUGUGUUAAGGCAGCGAGUGGUUGCUCCUCCAGGUGUGGUGUGUGUGUGUGUGUGUGUGUGUGUGUGUGUGUGUGUGUGUGUGUGUGUGUGUGUGUGUGUGUGUGUGUGUGUGUGUGUGUGUGUGUGUGUGUGUGUGUGUGUGUGUGAGUGCGUGUGUGUGUGUGUGUAUUGGAGCGUUUGUGUGCGUGCGUCUGUGUGUAUAUGUGUGGAUUAUCUAUCUAUUAUCUUUUUAUCAGUCUAUCUAUCUAUCUAUCUAUAUGUGUGCGUGUGUGUGUGUGUGUGUGUGUGUGUGUGUGUGUGUGUGUUGGAGCGUUUGUGUGCGUGCGUCUGUGUAUAUGUGUGGAUUAUCUAUCUUUCUAUUAUCUUUCUAUUUGUCUAUGUGUGUGUGUGUGUGUGUGUGUGUGUGUGUGUGUGUGUGUGUGUGUGAGAGAGAGAGAGACAGAGAGAGAGGGAGAGGUCAAUGUAUGGUUGAUUAGUGGACAGUUGUGAUGGAACUAAAAGGUGUUUUUUGGCGGAUGUGUGCCCUGAAGGAAGAGUGGGGACGUGCUGGUGUGGUGCAGGGGACAGUGGAGGUCUGAAGUGCAGUGUAUUAGUGUAUAAACGUGAAGGUGGAAAGUGCAGUGCAGUUCUCAAGGAUACCAAUAAACAACGCAGUGAUGAUGUACAGUAGUUAUACGGAGUGCAUGAUAAGUGUUAAUCAUAUACGUCUACGUGCUGCCGAAGCCUCGAGUACCGGGAGAAAGCCCACAGGAAGAUGCUUCUCGGAAAAAAACGUCCUGACGUAGAGACACAAAUGUUGCGACUAUGGAAGAGACGCCCAAUUUAGGUCUCAGUGGAAUGUCCGGGUAGCUUGGCGGGAACUUAACGGGAGCAGGGAGUGGGCAGGACGCCGCCCCUACCCCCCUUCCCUCACUCCCUCGGGCCGUUUUGCCUCCUCCAGGUGGCCUGCAGGUGCCGCGGUGUCUGGCUCCCGCAGGUCACUCACCUGGGGGAGGGAUAAUCUUGGUGUGGGUUUCAUGUCUCAGGUCACGGAGGCCGCGGAAAUACCUUGGGGCCACACCGGUGCUGGCCAGUGUUUUUCAUCAGCGCUACGCCAGGUCUUGUUACACGCGCCGCAGCACAGCGCGUCCGCUCCUUCACCUCGCCAAAUCUCUCCGGUGCCCCGCAACGGCAGCCUUGACGAGCUUACACACCCAACACGCUGGGCUGUGGCUGUGGUCAAUUAACUUCCUUUGACAAGAGGAAAAACAAGAAAGAAAAACGACACUCCAAAAGAAAAAAAAAGUUUGCUAAUAUGUGCCUGCAGAGAGUCGCCGACCAAACAAUACUUAUCAGAGCCACUCCCUGCGCCACUCCUGCGCCGCUGCCAACGCGGCGGCAGCAGUGACAUACUUGGUGCAGAGGUCAAUUCAUUGUUGUUUUCACUCGUGUGGGCGCGCUGGGACUGGCGUCACUCGAGUGCACACCAGCGGCACGUCAGGUGGAGCAGUCUGGCGUCUCGGUAUCUGCACGUGACCUUCCGAGGUCAACAGCUUUUGGCCAUUCCAGAUGACGCCGCGCGGGGCCGAGAUGAUCACAGCGUGGGGGAUGGUGGCGCUGACUUCAGCCAUGGCUCUGGCGGCGGGGGCAGGAUCCCCAGGCUGGCGCUACCCGCAGCACAUCGUGAAGCCCCGCGUGAGGUGUGAGAGCGAGGGCGUCUUCCAGCACCCAAGAGCCUGCAACUGGUACUACAGGUGUGUGAGCCGCAUGGUGCCCGGCUACUACCACACCUACUACUUCAUGUGCGAGCCAGGCACGGUGUUCGCCCCGCAGCUCGCCCAGUGUGUGCACGGCAACCCCGCCCACUGCAUGCCCACCACGCCGCCAGCACCCACCUCCCCAGACUCCCCCACCCCUACACCCGUCCCCAUCACCACUCCACCAGUCCUGAUCACCAGUCCACCUGCCCCUGUCACCAGUCCACCUGCCCCCAUCACCAGUCCACCUGUACCCAUCACCAGUCCACCUGCCCCCAUCACCAGUCCAACUGUACCCAUCACCAGUCCACCUGUACCCAUCACCAGUCCACCUGCCCCCAUCACCAGUCCACCUGUACCCAUCACCAGUCCACCUGUACCCAUCACCAGUCCACCUGUACCCAUCACCAGUCCACCUGCCCCCAUCACCAGUCCACCUGCCCCCACCACCACACCGCCACCUGCCACCACCACUACAGAUCACAUCACCCACACUAGUGAGCCAGUCAUCACCACACUCGGUCCAGACUCCACCAGUACAUACCCGGCUUCCACCACCGCCGGUACAGAGGCCACAACCACAGAGGAGGCGUCCACCACACCAACACUGGCUCCCACCACCACAGACACUACCAUCAUUACCACAGAACUUGAUAGUACCACAGUCACCACCACCACCACAGAUGAUGACACCACCAUCACUACCACCACCACAGAUGAAGACACCGCCAUCACCACAGAUUUUGACACCACCACCACCACCACCACCACCACAGAUGAAGACACCACCACCAUCACCACCACCACAGAUUUUGACACCACCACCGCCACCACAGAUUUCGACACCACCAUCACCACCACCGCCAGCACAGAUUUUGACACCACCACCGCUACCACAGAUUUCGACACCACCACCACCACCACCGCCACCACAGAUUUUGACACCACCAUCACCACCACCACAGAUUUUGACACCACCACCACCACCACCACCACAGAUUUUGACACCACCACCAUCACCACCACAGAUUUUGACACCACCACCACCACCACCACAGAUUUUGACACCACCACCACAGAUUUUGACACCACUACCACCACCACAGAUUUUGACACCGCCACCACCACCACCACAGAUUUUGACACCACCACCACCACCACCACAGAUUUUGACACCACCACCACCACCACCACAGAUUUCGACACCACCACCACCACCACCACCACAGAUUUUGACACCACCACCACCACCACCACAGAUUUUGACACCACCACCACCACCACCACAGAUUUUGACACCACCACCACCACCACCACAGAUUUUGACACCACCAUCACCACCACCACAGAUUUUGACACCACCACCACCACCACAGAUUUUGACACCACCACCACCACCACAGAUUUUGACACCACCACCACCACCACCACCACAGAUUUUGACACCACCACUGCCACCACCACAGAUUUUGACACCGCCACCAUAGAUUAUGAUACCACCACCACCACCACCACAGAUUUUGAAACCACCACUGCCACCGCCACUACAGAUGAAGACACCACCACCAUCACCACCACAGAUUUUGACACCACCAUCACCACAACCAUAGAUUCUGAAACCACAACCACCACAGAUGAAGACAUCACCACCACCACGACCACAGAUGUUCACGCCACAAGUAUCAGUACCACAAAUGUCGACACCACCACCAUCACUACCACAAAUGUUGAUACCACUACCACCACAGACAUUGACACCACUACCACCACAGAUGUGGACACCAUCUCAAUCACCCCAGAAGUUGAUACCACCUCAGAUAAUGACACCACUACUGACACCACCACAAUCACCACCACAGAUGGUGACACCACCGCUAUCACCACAGGCGGUGACACCACCACCAUAGAUGGUGACACCACCACCACAGUUGGUGACACCACUACAGCCAUCACCACCACCACAGAUGGGGACACCAUCACAACCACCACAGAUGGUGACACUACUACAGCCACCACCACCACCACAGAUGGUGACACCAUCACAACCGCCACAGAUAGUGACACCACUACAGCCACCACCACCACCACCACCACAGAUGGUAACAUCACCGCCACCACCACAGAUGGUGUCACCAUCGCCACUACUGAUGGUGACACCAGUGCAACCACCACGGAUAGUGAUACUCCCGCCACCACGAACCCAGAUACUCUCACCACCACCGCCGCCACCAUCACCACCAUAACAGAUGGUGACACCACCACCACUGAAGGUGACACCACCACCACUGAAGGUGACACCACCACCACUGAAGGUGACACCACCACCACAACAGAUGGUGACACCACCACCACUGAAGGUGACACCACCACCACAACAGAUGGUGACACCACCACCACUGAAGUUGACACCUCCACCACAACAGAUGGUGACACCACCACCACUGAAGGUGACACCACCACCACAACGGAUGGUGACACCACCACCACUGAAGUUGACACCUCCACCACAACAGAUGGUGGCACCACCACCACUGAAGUUGACACCUCCACCACAACAGAUGGUGGCACCACCACCACUGAGGGUGACACCACCACCACUGAAGGUGAUACCACCAUCACUGAAGGUGACACCACCACCACAACAGAUGGUGGCACCACCACCACUGAAGGUGACACCACCACCACUGAAGGUGACACCACCACCACUGAGGGUGACACCACCACCACUGAAGGUGACACCACCACCACAACAGAUGGUGGCACCACCACCACUGAAGAUGACACCACCACCACUGAAGGUGACACCACCACCACUGAAGGUGACACCACCACCACUGAGGGUGACACCACCACCACUGAAGGUGACACCACCACCACUGAAGGUGACACCACCACCACAACAGAUGGUGACACCACCACCACUGAAGUUGACACCUCCACCACAACAGAUGGUGACACCACCACCACUGAAGGUGACGCCACCACCACAACAGAUGGUGACACCACCACCACCACCACCACCACUGAAGGUGACACCACCACCACUGAAGGUGACGCCACCACCACAACAGAUGGUGACACCACCACCACCACCACCACCACCACUGAAGUUGACACCACCACCACAACAGAUGGUGACACCACCACCACUGAAGAUGACGCCACCACCACCACCACCACUCCAGAUGGUGACACCACCACCGCCACCACCACUGCAAAUGGGGAUAUCAUAACAACAGAUGGUGACACAACCGCAGCCACCACAAGUGUGGACACUGCUGCCACGGACGAAGACACCAACACUCUUACUACAGAAGCAGACACCACCGCUGCCAUCACCACCACAGGCUCAGACACUACCACCACCAUCACCACCACGGAUACAGAUACCACCACCGCCAUCACCACCACAGACUCAGACACCACCACAGGCUCAGACACUACCACCGCCAUCACCACCACGGAUACAGACACCACCACCGCCAUCACCGCCACAGACUCAGACACCACCACAGGCUCAGACGCUACUACCACCAUCACCACCACAGACGCAGACAGCACCACCACAGACAAAGACACCACCACUGACACAGACACCACCACCACAGACACAGACACCACCACCAGCACCACCACCACGGACACAGACACCACCAGCAUCACGACCAGCGCGGGGGAGGACACCGAAGCCUGCGUGUCCCUGGUAGGGUGCGAGGAGGUGAACGUAUGCCGGCCGUCCCCUCUCAGCCUGACCCUGUGCCGGCAGUGCAACACCACCACCUCCCUCAGGCAGUGCCCCGGGGACCAGCGCUACUCCAGGGACACGCGUUUGUGUGUUGACCCUCCAGCAGCCUCAGACCUGUGCUCCGGGGACGAGAUCGUGGUGAGUUUCAGAUACGACAUUGCCUGCUCUGAGUACGACACGACGCCCCCUCAAGACUGGAUCCUCGCCCAUUACUGUGAGAAAUACUACUACUGCUCCCUCGGCGGACGGUUCCUAGGGCAACAGAGGCUGUGCACGAAUUACUUCAAGUGCUACAAGGACGGGGACGGUUGGCGAACGGAAGGGCUCUCUUGUAACAAAGGGCAGAUGUGGAGUUACGAGGAGAGGGCGUGCGUGCAGGAGCCUUCAGAGGAAUAUUUAUGCCGGCCACAAGUCACAAACAGACUCCGCAAGCGCCAGCACCGGAGGAGGCCAAAGCUUGACACCCGCCCCUGGAACACCUAAAAGGACAUGCAGUGUGUAAGUGUGGUGUGUAAGUGUGUAAGUGUGCAAGUGUUGGAGGAGUGAGUGUAGCGGUUUCAUUUACGUCUCUUUGUCACACGUACAUGUAAACCCCUGUGAAGACUCGAAAGUGUACACAUGGAGAUAACAUUGUUGUUGUUGUUUGUUGUUUGUUGUUGUUGCUGUUGUUGUUGUUGAUGUUGUUGUUGUCGUCUGGGAGGCAUUAUGGGUGGAGUUCUCUCUAUUUAUGUAUUUAAUCCUCUAUUUGUUUGUUUGUUUAUUUAUUUAUUUAUUUAUUGGUUAUUUAUUCGUCCCUAUUAUGUACUUAUUCAUUACAAAUUCAUAUCUUCAUUACCGUCUAUUAUUCAAAUCUCUCUCUCUCUCUCUCUCUCUCUCUCUCUCUCUCUCUCUCUCUCUCUCUCUCUCUCUCUCUCUCUCUCUCUCUCUCUCUCUCCAUGUGCAAAUUCUGUGUUAUUAUUGUACUGUUAAGAAUAAAUGUAUACCACGGAC